Mugil cephalus (flathead mullet) is the source of this 1613-nucleotide messenger RNA. RefSeq lists its product as uncharacterized. The record is from RefSeq and is a predicted model, not a curated record. Bases 427 to 981 code for a protein of 184 amino acids. The transcript has 6 exons. Gene Ontology annotation, cellular component: membrane; cytoplasm. NCBI's taxonomy places the organism in Eukaryota, Metazoa, Chordata, Actinopteri, Mugiliformes, Mugilidae.
AACAUGACCUGUGGCCUCAUCAAAUGGUCAAGAUCUUGUGGAUUUUAAGUUUUACUUGAAGGAGGGAACCACAGCUGCAGGAGUGGCACCUAUUUAUAGCACAUAACACAUGUGCUUCCAACCAGAAGGCUACGCUGCCGACUUACCAGUGUAAGUCAUGCUUGCUGUCUGACCCAGUCACUGCAGAAAUUACUCAAGUGAUCUUGUUUAUAAGAUUCCUCUGGCAGGCUGAUAAAGGUUUUAUCACACAUUCCCUGCACCAGUGGCAGAACUUUGACCUGGUGAGAAGACCUCCGUCACUUCUAGAGUUACCUCUGCUCCUCCUCCCCGUGCAACAGGACCUAUCAGAGAAGACUUUGUGUCUCUUCGGCUUUGGAAAUUGAAGAAGAGUGAGAAGAGACAAACUGAAAGGCAGAUUGAUUCACCAUGAACCGGGUUUGGGCUGUGUUCAAAGCUCACCCGUACAUCAGUAACGUCCUGGGAUACACAACGCUGUUCGCCUCCGCUGACCUGAUACAGCAGAGCGUGCUGGGCAGGAAACCCAAGGCAGGAUCCACACCCGAGGACUCAGCUGGUAUCGACUGGCGUCAGACAGCCAGAGUGGCUACCGUCGGCUUUUGUUUCCAUGCCAACUUCAACUAUCACUGGCUUAGAGGGCUGGAGAGGAUGCUGCCGGGAGGUGGAGUGAAGGCAGUGGCCGGGAAAGUUGUGGUGGAUCAGCUGAUUGCAGCGCCGCUCACCAUCAGCGCCUUUUACAUAGGUCUAAGUUUACUAGAAAACAAACAUGAUCCACUUGAAGACUGGAGACAAAAAUUCUGGACAUCUUAUAAGGCUGGAGUCGUGUAUUGGUCCACAAUGCAGGCAGUAAACUUUGCCUUCGUCCCGCCGGUGGCACGGACAGUGUUUCUGGGAGGAAUCGCACUGACUUUCACAAUCUUCCUGUGUCACCUCAGACAGCAGCGGAACCACAAACUUGAAUAAACUUCACCCUCACACCUAAAGUUUUUUUUUUAAAUGAUGAUAUUUAUUGUCACUUUUGUUAAGACAAAUUAAAUAAACUGAGGAGAUAAUGGUCACAUCUUGUAUCAGCUGUGUAGUUUAAUUCCCCUGUCUUAGAGAACAUUGCAUCCGUUCUCAUGUUACUGCUGGAUUUUCAGUACAUCCUGAAGAAGGAUAACUUUGUCAAUGAUGCCAUAUAUUUUCUAACCAAUAAAGCUUUUCUUAAUUUUUAUUCAAAUAUUUUUAUCAAGAUAUAAAUUGGUCAGUAAAUCUAUUUUUUCUUUCUCACACAAUCUUAACAGUGUACUUUGCAUUUUGUCUCUAAAAUUUGAAAUAUGUAUUCAUUUUUGAUAAAUACAAUGUUAUUUAUUAAUUUUCAUUAUUGUACAUUUUCAUUAUUGUAAAGUAAUUUAUUAAAAUAACAUUUUUUACAAAUUUGCAACUGAUGAAUAAUCCAACUGAUAGCUGUAGUAUACAAUAACAUGAAUGAAUGAAUUAAAAUAUUGCUAAAAUAUUCAUCUUCCUUGCUCCCAGAUGUCUUUGAACGUGCAUAAGUUCUGCCACUGUGCAAAAUGGAAGAUGAUUAGGAUUACUUUAAAUGACAUUUAAUAAAA